AUGAGCCUCACCCCUCCGCUCUACUGCGCGUUGUGCUCUGCACGAUGUCUCGUCCCCCGCAUCGAACUACCGCUCCCAGCACCUAGACCUGGGGGCCUAAGUCUAAACACCGACACUGUAGGCUCUCAACCGCCCUCCCCUGGGAUGAAGCACGAUCCCUCGACAUGGGAGAAAAGGUGGUUCGUUCUACAAGUCUCCAACGGUUUGAUCCAACCUCCGCUAGCUUCUCAGAUCCAUAGCGAGCCCACCUCCCCUCUCGGUUCCGGACCGUCAACGGAUUCUACUGUCUCCAGAAUGAACCAACGCUGUGUUCCCAUCCACGCUUACUGCCUGACAUGCGUUCUGGGAACUGUCCGACGAUCCAUGUACAAUAAUGGCUUCUCGCACGAAGAGAACAUGAUCCUCGCUUGGAGUAUACCCAAGUGGACCGGACAUGGAGAUUGGACGUAUCCAUCAGAUUUGGAGCCUUCAAGAAGCCCAACAGGGUCGUUCUCCAGGUUGAGGUCCGCCUACUGGAGCGGGACGGAGUCUCAGAGACGCAGAUGGGAUCCAGAGAUUGAGGGGUCUCACUUGCUCCCGGAGGACAUGGUAUCUCCAGAAGAGGUGGGUACACCGAAAUCGAUACUACCCGACCGAAAUGCCUCUCGGCUUCCCCAAGCAUCCCUUCUUCUCGCUAUACCAGAACACAUCCUCCGAAAUAUCGCCCUAGAGCUCGUGAAUGUUCCGCACGAUGAGAACGAGACCAUCAAACGAAACACAGCCUCACGUCUCCUUCCCAUGAAUGACAUCACGGAUCUCUUGUCCUUCACUCGAACAUGUGCGGAUUGUCGGUACCUCACGCUUCCUGCUUGGCUGUGGAUCAGAAUCCUGUCCGACGCCGUAGCGCGGUUCAAAUUGAGUCUACUCAGUCGAUGGCGUGCCAAUCCAACAGGAGUAGGGAGUACGAUGCAGCUUGCCAUCUCGCUAGACGAGGCUUUCACCGCUCCGGUCGAGGAAGCAGUCUCUCAUUUGGCAUGGGAUCUAGACGACGUCGCCGGCUGGGACGACGACAAACACCGUCGAACCCCAAUCACGGCCAGAGAUCUCUUCUUCUGGUGGUCUUAUAGUGAUAGCUGGAAAUCUCGACGGCGCAUAUGGUAUACCGUCGUUCACGCCUGUGCCACGGCUAGGGAUGCGGAUUGGUGGUGA
Molecule: messenger RNA, 1188 nt
Organism: Kockovaella imperatae
Lineage: Eukaryota; Fungi; Basidiomycota; Tremellomycetes; Tremellales; Cuniculitremaceae
Exons: 2
Coding region: 1-1188 (395 amino acids)
Source: RefSeq, a predicted model, not a curated record